Molecule: messenger RNA, 5454 nt
Organism: Aureobasidium musti
Lineage: Eukaryota; Fungi; Ascomycota; Dothideomycetes; Dothideales; Saccotheciaceae
Source: the annotation of a GenBank genome assembly
AUGCAGAUGGUGGCCGAAGAGGAGGCGCCCAGGUCCUUGUCGCCAAUCAUGCGGACUCGUCUGGGAGAAGGACACAGCCAACCCUCGUCUCCCCUACGCACCACUUUUACUCCAGAUGUCCCAACUCCAGCGCAGACGACUCUUUCCAACGAACUGCUCCGACCCCCGACCGCUGUCUCUGUACAUUUCGGCCCUCCUACUCCUGCCGACUUCAACCUGCCAUCAUUCAAGAGCUUCCAGAAUGGCUCAGCCCCUCGCUCCGUCUCGGCCACAAGUCCUCGUCCGCGACCAUUCGUCCUGCGACAUGACUCCGACCCAACCUUGCGUACCAUGUCCCGCAAUAGAGAUGCUAGUGGAGGCAGCGGUACCCAGACACCGCCUGAAAGAAGAUUAGGGGAGGACCAGCUCGAUGGCGCAGAUGAACAUGGUCGUCAGGGCUCCUUCUUCUCCCGUCUAAAAGCCAUGGCUACACCAACCCAUUCGCGCCAUCCUAGCGAAUUCACCAAUGCUUCAGUAUUGAUGACCCCUACGGAAGAGCUGGAAGAGCCACACUUUCCUUUGUACUCGCACUCGCAGCAUGAUGGCAGCGAAGCCGAAGGCGAUAUUGAAGAGAGCUCUAUGGAUGAAGCAGCCGACGGCCACGAGCCUCGCCAGAAGCGCAAGGCUAGGAGAAAGAUGGAAAAGACGCCGUCCGCUGGCCCUUCGACACCACGUACUCCGCGCUUUCCUUCUUUCUUGCGUGAUCAUGCUGAUAGAACUCCACGCCUGCCGCGCAGAGCCACCAUGACGGAUAUCCCAGAAAAUUCGAGAGCAGGUGUCAGCGAGGAUGAAGGCCGCGAUCGACUUGCCAAGAGUGCUUGGAGACGUGGUCUUGAGGGCGCGCGAGGUCUGAGUUACGCACCUCGCAGUAGCAGGCCUGCAAACGAUGCUGCUGAGCAGUCUGACUCAAAUCGUCCAACUACCUCGAGGAGAUUCACUGGUUUCGGCGCACUUGAUGGCUCAGCCUCACCGUGGAGAGGCCGUGGCGAGCGUCAGCCGAGCGCCAGUGCUCAAAAAUGGAAACAAGUGAAGGCUGGUCUGAAACUGCUUGGUCAGCGCAAGAAGGACGAACGUGUCAAAGUUGACCAUCAAAAGUCUACAGAACUCAUGGCUGAGCUACUUGCGGGUUCGCCUGCUGCUAUCUUCUUGGCUAGUAUGUACCAGCGUGAUGAACACGGCCGUCGCAAGAUUCCUGUCUUGCUUGAGCAACUCAAAAUCACCAUUCCUUCGAGUCAAAACCGCGAGAGCAAGUCCGGUGAUCGCCACAUGGUCUUCACCAUCAACCUUGAAUAUGGAAGUGGGCCUUCACGUAUGUCGUGGACCAUCCACCGUUCUCUCAGAGACUUCAGCAACUUGCACCUCAAGUACAAAUUCCAAAGCCAGUCCGAGCGAUACUCGAUACUCAAGACCGACGAUCGCUCGAAAGCAAAGAUUCCCCGAUUUCCCAGAAGUGCUUUCCCCUACCUUCGUGGUGUGAGAGGUCUAGCUGAUGACGAGGAAGAAGAAGAUGAUAAUGCUAUAGCUGAAGCGAGCGGUCCAGACGGCGAAGCCAGCGGCCCUGAAAGACCUGGUAUGAAGAAGCGACGUAGAACGUCCUUUGCACUGUCCAGACGUAAGUCAAGCACUGGGCAUGCAUCUGGUCCUGAUGGUGUGACUGGCGAAGUCGCUAGAGCUGGCAGUAUUGCCGGUGCCCCUGGAGGCGCCAAAGCCAAAGAUUUGUACAACGAGCGUCAACGCAGGAAGCUCGAGAACUAUCUGCAGCAGAUGAUUAGGUGGCUAGUAUUCCGUCCUGACAGCACACGAUUAUGCAAGUUCCUCGAGCUUUCAGCUCUGUCUUUGCGUCUAUCAGUCGAAGGUGGUUAUCACGGAAAGGAGGGCUUGAUGUCCAUCAUCUCCAAGCCCAACAUUGACCUGCGUAGAAGGCCUGUCACUGGUUCAGUCUCGGCCUUCAAGAGAAAUGCGGAGCCAAAAUGGUUCAUGAUCCGCCACAGCUACAUCGUUGCCUUGGAUAGUCCCGAGUCACUAGAGCCACGCGAAGUCUUCCUGGUAGACGGCGAUUUCACUACCGACAAGGCUGGCAAANAGAGAUUGAGAGACCAAACAGCAGAAGAACUGGCCAAAACUGCUGGCAACGCAACGCAACCAAAGCACCACAUACUUCGUCUAUACAACUCGGAGCGGAAACUGAAGAUGUUGGCCAAGAACGAGCGCCAACUGUUACAGUUCCAGGAGUCUAUUGACUACAUGGUGAAAAACACAGUCUGGUCGCUCAAACAUCGCUUCGACAGUUUUGCGCCGGUCCGCAAGAAUGUCUUUGCCCGUUGGCUGGUUGAUGGUAGAGAUCACAUGUGGCAAGUUUCGCGAGCCAUUGACAACGCGAGAAGCUUUGUGUACAUUCACGACUGGUGGCUCAGUCCUGAGCUCUACCUCCGCCGACCAGCUGCAAUCAGUCAGAAGUGGCGUCUUGACCGUCUUCUCCUACGCAAGGCCCAAGAGGGUGUCAAGAUCUUCGUCAUCGUCUACCGCAAUAUCGAGUCUGCCAUCCCCAUCGACUCGGAAUACACCAAAGCCUCGCUCCUAGACCUCCACCCCAACGUCUGCGUUCAACGUUCGCCCAACCAGUUCAGGCAGAAUCAGUUCUUUUGGGCGCAUCACGAGAAAUUGGUGGUGAUUGACAAUGCUAUGGCGUUCGUGGGUGGUGUAGAUUUGUGUUUUGGAAGAUGGGAUGACCCUCACCACUCGCUGACCGAUGACAAGCUCACUGGCUUCGAGUUGGACAUGGAAGGACCCAGGACUGCGGACAAUUGUCAGGUCUGGCCUGGUAAAGAUUACUCGAAUCCCAGAGUGCAAGACUUCUACGGGCUGGACCGUCCGUACGAGGAGAUGUACGAUCGCACAAAGGUACCUCGUAUGCCUUGGCACGAUAUCGCCAUGACUAUCGUUGGUCAGCCUGCGCGAGACGUGGCUCGUCAUUUCGUUCAGAGAUGGAACUACAUUCUCCGACAGCGUGUGCCUUCUCGUCCUACGCCAAUCCUGCUGCCUCCACCUGAGUUUGACCAAAGCGAGCUUGAACGUCUCGGCAUGACUGGUACCUGCCAGAUUCAGAUCCUCCGUUCUUGCACAUCCUGGUCGAUUGGCACACCAAACAAGACCGAAUGCAGUAUUAUGAACGCCUACGUCUACCUCAUUACCAAUUCUGAACACUUUGUGUACAUUGAGAACCAGUUCUUCAUCACAAGCUGUGUCGUCGAAGGUACUCAGAUCAACAACAAGAUUGGUGAUGCUCUUGUUGAGAGAAUUCUGCUUGCCCAUGAGAGAGGUGACAAUUGGAGAGCAUGCUUGAUCAUUCCUCUGAUGCCUGGCUUCCAGAACCAAGUCGACUCACAAGAUGGAACCAGUGUUCGUCUGAUCAUGCAAUGUCAAUACCGCAGUAUCUGCAGAGGAGAAUCAUCCAUCUUUGGCAGGCUACGCGCUCAAGGCAUCGACCCUACGCAGUACAUUGAGUUCUAUGCUCUGAGGCAGUGGGGCAAGAUUGGUCCUCGCAAGUGUUUAACCACCGAACAACUCUACAUUCACGCCAAAUGUAUGGUUGUUGACGAUCGCAGUGUCAUCAUCGGAUCUGCCAACAUCAACGAGCGCUCCAUGUUGGGUUCGAGAGACUCUGAAGUUGCUGCAAUCGUUACCGAUCAAGAGAUGAUUCCUUCUUUCAUGGGCGGUAAGCCCUACGAUGUUGGAACUUUCCCGCACUCACUUCGCAUGCGUCUUAUGCGCGAACAUCUCGGAGUUGACGUUGACGAAAUCUACCGUCGCGAGUGUGAAGCUGAAAAGGCCUUCCAAGAUGAGGAGAUGGAACGUAUCUACAGAGACGAUUUCAUGACGCCACCUGAGACUCNNCCCCCUGCUCAUGGCUUGACCGAGGAGAACUUGCAUCAUAACAGUGAGCGAGAUGGGAAGGCCGGUGUUUUGCACAACUUCCUGAACGAAACAGACAAUGGCCAAGCUGGUCAGAUGGAUGGUGCCGGCGGGAAGAAGCAUUCGGUUGACAGACCUCAUGACCUCGAUGUCGCCGGAUUUGGUGCCGAUAACAUGAAGAACCUUGAGAACGUAGUCGACAUGUCUGCCAGAGAUACUUAUAUCACACCCGACGGUAGGGAAGUGCUCAAGAGUGCCAAUCUGCUUGACGCUGCCGCACGUCCCAGGUCUUCCUCUGUUAGGAGAGACAUCAUCAACCACAACGUCUACGAUCUUCCCCACAAUGCCACUGAGGCAGGUCGUUUACUCCCUCCACCCAUGCCACCUCGUAUGAACACACGCGAGCUUGGCUUGACACAACUGUCGCAACUCCCACCACUUCCUGUCUGCGACGACUCGGACAUAGGUGGCCCCUCGUUGAUCCAGGAGGUUGAUUCUGAAAAUGCUCAUAUCAUCAAUCCUCUACUCAACUCUAUGACACGACCUGUAGUCGAUGAGGACUGCAUGCGUGACCCAUUGGCCAACGAUUUCUACAAGAAGGUUUGGCACCAGGUAGCAGAGAACAACACUCGCAUAUACCGUCAAGUCUUCCGCUGCAUGCCAGAUUCUGAUGUUCAAUCGUGGGCCGAGUACCGCAACUUCAAUGCAUACAACGAGAAGUUCAUGCUGUCGCAAGGUUUGGGCACGAGUGUGCCACUUCCUAAACCUGCUGGGGAUGCACCCGAUUCUAGUGGUCCUCCUGGCUCUGGUGGCACUGACGCCCUCUCCUCUGUCGCGAACGUUUCAGAACGUGCAAGCAAACACGCCAGCAACAGAUUUAGUGGACUGAGCAGGCUUUUUGGUAAUCGUCCCAGUACUUCUCACUCAAACAUUGCUGCCACGAACGGAGAUAUGUCUGAGAAGAAUGAAAAACAAGCACUGGACGGUGCCCCUCGUACGUCUGACUCUGCAAUGAACAACGGCACCGACGAUGCCGCUACCGAAGAGCCUUUCGACGAGAAAGCGGCCGCUCAACGCAAUGACACAGCCAAUACGGACGCUACACUUGCACCACCACCCCUUGAUGGCGUCCCGACCAACAGCAGCGCCACUACCAACGGCGCCCCCGCACGCAUCAUGAAGUCUCGCACUAUUCAGUUCCCUGAGAUGACGGAGAAGGAAAAGAACUUUGAACCUGGUCAAGUGCAACAUGCGGCUACUGUUAGUGGCAGUGGAAACAUGCAAUACAGCACCUCUAAGCGCAGACGCAAUCGUGCGAAUACUAAAGGCAGUAUGAAGAAUGGAGGUGUGUUCGAGCCUGAAGUCCUUACCAAGGAGGAGGCUGAGGGCUUGCUGAAGCUUGUGCAAGGACAUUUGGUUACUUGGCCUUAUGACUGGCUUGAGAGAGAAGAAAAGGGUGGCAACUGGCUCUACAAUAUCGAUCAGAUUGCUCCUCUGGAAAUU